GCAACCAAUGGCUACUCGGAGACGGGACUUCCGCCUAGAGUGGAGGGGUGGAUAGGUGGGGGGAGUUGUGUGUGCGAGUGAAGAGAAGGCGAAGAGCGGUGUAAUCAGUCAGUCGCGCCCACGGGGGUCCCGGCUCCCUGGCAGCGGGAGGGCAGGUAGCUGUUGUUUGCUAAGACCGGUGAAGGACAGGCAGCUGGGCAAGGCGAUACGCGCCGGGCUGCAGGCUCCGAGUUAGGCAGCCUAAGCAGCACCCUCCUUGACCGGCUGUUGCUGUUGUCAGAGGGUCGGCCGGCAGGAGUUUUUGUUUCGAGGCCGUGAGGAGGGUGUCGGUGCGAAGGCGGCCGAGGAGCCAUUCCGUCCCCGGCCGGCCACCUGCUUGUCUCUCUCGGGGCGAGAGACAGAGAGCGAGGGUCGGGAGGGUUCUACUGGGGUCGGAAAGGGCGGGGUGGGUGGGUAGAGAGUGUUUGCGGUCUAAGGAAGGAACGAAAGUGAGUUUCUAAAAGGAGGGGGUCUGCCCCCUAAAGAGGAUUUCUGGGGGUCCCUAGCGGUGUGAUGGUGGUGGGGAACAGCAAGCAGUUCCUAGGGGCCCCUGGAAAGGUUAUAAAAGUGGAAGCGGUGAGGUGCGCCGAGGGAGGAAGUGUCCCGUCCCCAGGCUGCUUUGCAAGGUCUCUAGAUGGCCCCUUAAGACUGGUGGCUACGCACAGGGUCGGAUAGGCCGGGAGGAGGGAGGCUUAAAGGUGCGUUUGGAAGUCCUUACAAACCCGGGCGAAGUAGUAAGAGGCGGGGAGGGGCGCUGCCCCUGUCGUCGCUUCUCUCCCGGGGUUGGUGGGAGGCUGCGAUGAAUGGUUUCAGCACUGAGGAAGACAGCCGGGAUGGGCCUCCCACCACCCCUUUCUACGGACAGACCUGCUGCCUCAUCGACGACGGGGACCGCUGUGUCCGCCCGGCUGGUAAUGCCUCGUUUAGCAAGAGGAUCCAAAAGAGCAUCUCCCAGAAAAAGCUGAAACUGGAUAUUGACAAAAGUGUAGGACACCUGUAUAUUUGUGAUUUCCACAAGAACUUCAUUCAGAGUGUUCGAAACAAAAGAAAGAGGAAGACCAGCGAUGAUGGGGGAGACUCACCAGAGCACGAGAUUGAUGUCCCAGAGGUUGACUUGUUUCAACUUCAAGUAAACACGCUACGUCGUUAUAAAAGGCAUUACAAGUUGCAAACCAGACCGGGCCUCAAUAAAGCCCAGCUGGCAGAAACUGUCAGCCGCCACUUCAGGAACAUCCCUGUGAAUGAGAAAGAGACACUUGCAUACUUCAUCUACAUGGUAAAGAGUAACAAGAGCAGAUUGGAUCAGAAGUCAGAAAGUAGCAAACUCGAAUGAAGACUGGGCAGCUUUUGGACACAUGCAUAUGUGAAUUUGAAGAAGCAUCAGGUGCAUUAUAAAAACAAAAAACUUUUAACACUUAUGUAAAUUAAAGUGUAAAUUAGAAAACAAUAUAGAAAACUUUGAUCCAGAAAUUAGAAUAUAUGAUUCCAGAACGUGUGUGAAGAUUCCUGCAUUUUCAAAAUCUUAAUAUUUGACUGAAGGGCUAGAGAUCACAGGAAAAAUCAAGAAGUCAAUGAUGAUAACUGUUCAGAGGAUUAAAAUAAAUAUCUGAUUAUGAUAUAAGUUACAGAUAAGAUGAGUCUUAGCAUUCUUGAACUGGAACAUAUCGCAUCCGUAUAGUACUUGGUACAAGUUAAGCAUGGCACCGGAAUUCUGAUUCAAAAAUCUUAGUCUGUGGUUCCUGUUUUAAGUGUGCUCACCACUUGUAUGCCGCACAAGAUUACUAGUUUUCAGUUGGUACAUUCUAUAUUUUUAUGGGUGCUAGAAGUUUCCAAGCCUCACCUUUUUGUAUGUAUAUGGGUCUUGACAGAACACUGAAACUGGCCAGCUUUGCUUAUUUACUAUUAGAACCUCUGUUUUGUGAAUUCAUAAAGGCUGAAUUUUUAACUAUUUCACUUUAAAAAAAAAAUCAUUUAACUGAGAGCUAUUAGCAUAUUAUCCACUGUUCUUGUAGAGUUCAUUGUAUAAAUUUAAUUCUGUGUCUUCAUCAUACCAAAAAUGGCUUAAUUUAAGUUACUGUGGGCCUUUGAUCAGAAUGCAAAGCACCAGUUCAGCAGCUUUAUUUUAUACAUGUCCGCUCAGAAGUAAGUACCAUUUUGUUCAGUGGAUCUUAUUCCCUGGGAAAUGAGUGUAGAAAUGCAGCCUGAGUAUAUAACUGAAUACUGAAUUGUAGUCUCAAUCUGAUCUUGAUUAGGCAGACAUCCAUGCUAUCUGAUGCUCUGAGAUUUGAAUGCAUACAAUGUAGAAUAGCAGUUACGGUGUCAGUAGACAUGAAUAUUAGUUGAUGUUAGUAGUGGCCUCUGUUUGUGCUGGUUUUUGGCAAUGGGAACUUGUUCCAAACCACUUGUCUAUUCUACAUGCAGUUGCCUGAAAUGCACAGUGGCAAAUUUAAUUACCUUUGUUUAAAUUUCAUGCUGCUACUCAUCUUUUCUCCAAACCAGAACUGUUUCUGUAAUGCACAGGCAAACAGUUUCUCCAUUUUCUUCAGUGGAGGAGGCACCACCAUGGUCUAAAACAGGCCAACAGCUUGUGGCCUGCCAGUUGUGGCUUGCAGGUACUUAAUCUCUUCUGUCCCAGCCUAAGCAUAAACAAGUUAUUGAGUUCCUGGUGGACUGCUUUACAUGGAUGGUGGGCUGUGUUCUGCUUGGUAAGUUGCAAGUUAUUCUUGUCUCAUCUAAAGUAAAGCUUUAUCCAAAGGUCAGAGUUGUAACACUCUCUGUUUUUAGUCAUUUGAUAUUUUAUUCACAGUCAUCUUUGAGACUGUUAGCAUCAUCUCAGUCCUGUGCUGCUCUAGGCCUUGACUUUGUUUUUUAAAAGUACAGAUCUGAGCACCACUGAAAUCCAUUGGUCUUGCAUCCAAGUAAGAGGUAAGUGUAUGUUGUAAGAUGCCAAAAAUCUAUUCCAAAGAAAAUUUCUCGGAUGUUAGGGUGAUAGGCAAAUAUUCAAAGGUUUUUAUUUUUAUUUGUUUUUCAAAAUUCAAUUAUGCCAUGGUAAAUGACUGUGUGGAAAGAUACUGCUUAAUUCAGCAUUACAUAUAUUUGUUGUGCAAGGAUAUAGAAAUGCAGCAGUAUCUUCUUAAAUACUUCUCAUUCUGACAAAGUACAUGAUAAAAUUAAAAUUUGUCUCAAAGAAUACAGAGUUCAUUUGCAACAGUUUAUAAGUGUUCUGUUGCAAACAGAUAUUCAAGAAACAUGGGCAUGUAUACUAGUGCGUGUUAUCCCAAUUAAUUGAAUGCCUCCAUUGAAUUAGGUGGAUGUUUUCAGGCAGCUUCAUCAUAGAAUAUGUGUUGGAAGUAUGUACUAAAUUGGCAAGUAUGAGUGUGAGGAGAAACAGUGCUGAAAUAUUUCAGAUUACUGUAUUGUGUUUUAAAACUCACCAUGGUACCACUUCCUUCUUCAUUGGAAAAAUGAAUCAGACUAGCCACCGGGUCAGUUGAAUAUAAAUAAAAGCUUGCAAUAGCUGUUGAUCAUUUGACUUCAGAAUAUUCAUGUUCACUGUUUGAUGACCACAGCAAAAUUAAGCACUGUACACCUCACUUCUAGACCAAAAAUUUCAAUCUUUUAGUGUUGGGUCUUAGUUUUGUAAAACAAAUGACAGCAGAGUUUCAGCAGCCAGCAUCAAAAUGACUCUACAGAAUAAUGCAGUGGCAGGUGCUAUCCCUUCAGGAGUGGCUUUGGAAAUCAAAUAAAGGAAAUUGUUUUUCCCAAGUAAAUUAAUCUGCAUUAAAUUUUAUUGUUCAUUAUAAAAGAAAAUUAAUAAAUAGUUGAUGAAGAGAUUGAGAAAUCUCACCAUUAGAUCCAAGGAACUGCUGAUAUCAUAAUCCUUCAGUCCUGUUGUCUUUUAGAUACAUCUCUAUAUGCCUUAUUCUCAGCUAGACCCACAAGGGUUGAACAAUUGUCUUGCCAGACAGGAUGAGCCAUUUUCAUGGCUUAUCAUGCUAGAAACUAAUCCAGUCAACAGCAAUAUCUAUAUUCAGGGAGAAACCUGUGGUUCUUGAACAUCUAUUGUGGAAUCACCAAAAACACCAUAAUGCAGUUGUUUAAUAUAAUGGCAGAUUAUGCUGCUUGCCAUUUAAGGAAACUUUCCAAUUCCUUGUGGUUUUAAUAAAACCUUCAGCAUUUUUGAGCUUCAAAGGAUAUGAAGGAUAUUCUAAAAUUAAUAGAAUAUGUCCGAACAAAGUCACAUUGACAUGUUCAUUCAUACAAACUGGUGGGUUGUAUUUUAUCUUGAUUCUUGUCAAAUAUACACUUUACAUGGAGUUUAAGCUAUUCAGCUGUUAACCUUGUCAUAGGAGUGAGUUUCCACACUUAAGAUUAUCUAUGGAAGAUCAUAAUGCUGACCACAUCCAUACUGAAUGAAACUUAACUCCAAGCUUCUGUUUGAAGGCUUCAUGCCCAUUCAAGAACCCACUUAAAGCUAGAAGAAGGGCCAUCAUUGUUUUAAUGGGCUUUGCAUCAGAGCCGAAGAACUUAAUGUGGCACAUCUUCUAUAAUGAGGUUAACCAUCAAAGAUGGUGGUCCUCAGUACAUUAGUUGUUUGUGGUUGUGGUUGUUGUUUUUGUAGUAGCAGUGCAAGGAUUUUUGUUCAUCCCUUGAAUGAAGGAAAGAGCAAAGGGAAAGGGAAUGUGCAAUGCAUUACAGCACUGGAAUGACACUUUUAUGAAUACAUUGUGCCGUCGAUAAAAUAGCUAGAAACUGAGUCAAGCAAGUCCAAGUGCAUUUCUGCAAUGGAAAUACUGCAUGUCAAACUCCUGCAUUAAAUUUCAGAUUUUGUCAUGCAUGGCAAAUCAUGAAUUAUGAUUCAAAAGAAACAGUCUUGCUGCUGUUCUUGCAGAACUCCUGAGUCUUACAUUCACAAGAGUAAACUUUUAAAAAACUUUUUAGCCACCUGAGAAAAUGUAUCAGUAAAAAACUGUAGAUUAGCAAAAAAACUGAAAGCCAAAGUAGCUCAUGGCAAGAAUAUUUUUCAGAUUUGGAAAGCAGACUUGAAAAGCCAUGAGCAAGAUAUAUCCCAGAAAUGCAUCUGUUGGGGACUUGUCCUCAGCAAGAACUUACUAAACAGUAUUUAAAUUUUUAUAAUCAGUAUAUAUUAUCCAAAUACAUUUUUGUGGGGGGGAGGAGGAGGGAAUUGAGACCCUUGCACUUUACUUGUCUUGAUAAAUCCUAAUGUAAAUAAGAUGGAAACUCUUGACAUAUUAGAAGAAAACAUCUUGAUAAACAUGUUUUACUUAAAAGGCAAACUGUUGUAUUCAGUGCACUUCUGUUACUUCACCCUGCAUGUUGAGAUGAGGAACUGGCAAAUCUUCAGGACAGCUGUUCUAAAAGAAGAAUUUCAGUGCUUGUACAAUUGAUUAAAGGGCCCUGCUAUGUUGAAGCAGAAUAUCAGUGCUUCCUCACUUAUGAUAUCCCACAUAUUCAGUUGUGAGUUUAUGUGUGUUUUUGUUUUUUUCUUUUAAAUGUGAUGAUGGUGCAGGAUAAUUCUUGCUUUUCUGUAGCAUUUACUCAUUCUCAUUUAUUAAUACCUUAAUUAGGAGUUAAAUUUUAAAUGUUUCUGGAGGGGAAGGGAUUCAUGCCUUAAACUCAGAAUUUCAAUGAAAUAUUUAGCAAUAGUUUUUUCUGCAAUUUUUUUUUACAAUGUUCAAACAUAAGCUUAUGGAGGUUGCCUUUCAUUAUAUUGCCUUCAUCCGUUCUUUCUUGUCCUGCUGCAUGCUAGAAAAACAUGAAAACAUAUCUGUUAACAUGUUUUUACACCCCUUUGCCAUGUAACAGGCUUGCUGGAGGAAACAACUUCCCUUCCCCUUCAUUCAUUCUGGUGGGCCUUCUGUUCUGAUCUUUAUGCCAAAUGUUUUAAGUAAGCUUGUAUUUUUAAUUGUGAAAUAAUAACUGUGUACCCUUAAAUCAACCUAGUGACUUACAGUGAAAGUGUAGAGUUCUUUUCUCUGAGAUGUAUAGUGUAUCCUUCUACUCUAAGUCUGUACUGUUGGAUAAAGAUAUAAAUACCUGAGGUGCAUUUUUAAUAAAUGAUCAGUUGUGCAACCGGC
Rhineura floridana is the source of this 6137-nucleotide messenger RNA. It is a transcript of the gene SAP30L, whose product is annotated as SAP30 like. Gene Ontology annotation, cellular component: histone deacetylase complex. The transcript has 4 exons. NCBI's taxonomy places the organism in Eukaryota, Metazoa, Chordata, Lepidosauria, Squamata, Rhineuridae. Gene Ontology annotation, molecular function: protein binding; transcription coregulator activity. The coding region runs from base 839 to 1372 and encodes 177 amino acids. Gene Ontology annotation, biological process: regulation of DNA-templated transcription. The record is from RefSeq and is a predicted model, not a curated record.